Molecule: messenger RNA, 7503 nt
Organism: Sinocyclocheilus anshuiensis
Lineage: Eukaryota; Metazoa; Chordata; Actinopteri; Cypriniformes; Cyprinidae
Product: voltage-dependent calcium channel subunit alpha-2/delta-2-like
Exons: 38
Coding region: 208-3516 (1102 amino acids)
Cellular component (GO): voltage-gated calcium channel complex
Molecular function (GO): voltage-gated calcium channel activity
Source: RefSeq, a predicted model, not a curated record
GGCGGCAGCAGCAUCAACGCAUCAGCGCGUCUCCGAACUGCCUUGUCUCGGGCAAUUCUUCAGCCCCGUUACCGAUUGAGAUUUAACAGCGGCUUUGGAUCUUAGCGAGUCUUCUCCAUCCUCGUCGACAGCUCGGCGUUAACCCCCAGUUCGUUUGACUACCGGUUCCGUUUAUAUCUACCCAGUUUCUUGAAUUUUUAAUGGAAAAUGGCGAUGUUUGCUCAGUCCUCCAGUCUGCUCUGCCUCCUCUCCGUUCAAACUGUGCUGCUCCUCAGCCUCUCCUCACGGGGAACGGCGACGCUCCUCUUUCCUCAGCACUACACGAUGAUGCACUGGGCAGGUCGCAUAGAGAAGGAACUGGAGAAGGUGCUGCAGCUCGUCACUGGAGUCCAGCAAAUGAAAGGAAUUUAUAAUGAGAAGAGAAAUCAGUUUGCUGUGGAGCGAAGUACGCCCAAACAGCUGGUGGAGAAGGUGGCAGGAGACAUCGCCAAACUGCUCAACAGGAAACGCAAAGCACUGGAGAGGUUGGCUAGAGAGGCUGAAGACAUGCAACGAGAGCAUUCAUGGCAAGACGGAAUCAAAGAAAAUGACAUCCAGUACUAUGACUCCAAAGCCAACUCGGAUGUUCCGGAUGAUGUUGAUGGAGAAAACCUCUUGGGAAAUCCAAACUCUCUUUCUUUGGAGUUUGUGGAUGAUCCCAACUUCAAGAAUAAAGUCAACUACUCAUAUACAGCCGUACAGAUUCCUACUGACAUCUACAAAGGCUCUCCCACGAUCCUCAACGAGCUGAACUGGACUCAGUCUCUGGAAAGGGUCUUCAUUGAAAACAGUCGUGAGGAUCCUUCGCUGCGCUGGCAGGUGUUCGGCAGCGCCACCGGAGUCACCAGAUACUACCCAGCCACAAAGUGGAGAGCACCCAACAAGAUUGACCUGUAUGAUGUGAGGAGACGCCCGUGGUACAUUCAGGGAGCUUCUUCUCCAAAGGAUAUGGUCAUCAUCGUAGACGUGAGCGGUAGUGUCAGCGGACUGACCCUGAAGCUGAUGAAAACCUCUGUCAUCGAGAUGCUGGACACACUUUCUGAUGACGACUAUGUAAAUGUGGCUCGGUUCAAUGAGAAAGUGUACGCUGUGGUGCCAUGCUUCACAACGCUGGUCCAAGCCAACAUAAAAAACAAGAAGAUCUUUAAAGAGGCUGUGAUGAACAUGCAAGCGAAGGGGACGACAGACUAUAAGACGGGCUUUCAGUUUGCCUUUGACCAGCUGUUAAACGAGACCAGCGCUCCGAGAGCAAACUGCAAUAAGAUGAUAAUGAUGUUCACAGACGGCGGCGAGGAUCGCGCUCAGGACAUCUUUGAGAAGUACAACUGGCCAAACAAAACAGUGAGAGUUUUCACAUUCUCGGUGGGGCAGCACAACUAUGACGUCACUCCUCUGCAGUGGAUCGCCUGUGCCAACAAGGGUUACUACUUUGAGAUCCCUUCCAUUGGAGCCAUAAGAAUCAACACACAGGAGUAUUUGGAUGUUCUUGGACGGCCAAUGGUGCUGGCAGGCGAACGGGCUAAACAAGUGCAGUGGACCAAUGUUUACCAGGAUGCUCUGGGUUUGGGGCUCGUCAUUACCGGCACAAUGCCAGUCUUCAAUCUCACCACUGACGGGGACUCCAAAAAUCAGUUGAUUCUUGGUGUCAUGGGUGUAGACAUCGCCCUCAAUGAAAUUAAAGAACUCACACCGCGGUAUAAGCUUGGAGCCAAUGGUUACACGUUUGCCAUAGAUCCCAAUGGCUAUGUGCUGCUGCACCCCAACCUACAGCCUAAGAUCAUUAACUUCAGAGAGCCGGUCACAUUGGACUUCUUGGAUGCUGAACUUCCAGACCGCAACAAGGAGGAGAUCCGCCGUCAAAUGAUUGAUGGCAAAGCAGGACAGAGGAGAAUCAAGACACUGGUGAAGUCUGUGGAUGAGCAUUACAUUGACGAGGUCCAGAGGACGUACAUAUGGAGUCCAGUAGAGGGCACAGAUUACAGUCUUGGUUUAGUUCUGCCGUCCUACAGUGAAAACCACAUCAAGGCCAACCUGAGUGACCAGAUCCUCCAGGUCCAGUAUUUUGAGUCUCUCCUGCCAAACACUUUUGAGUCAGAGGGACAUGUGUUCAUUGCCCCCAGGGAAUACUGCAAAGACCUGGAGCUGUCCAACAACAACACAGAGUUCCUGCUCAACUUCAUCGCUCUGAUGGAGAAGGUCACGCCGGACUCCAAACAAUGCGACAAUUUCUUGCUGCAUAAUCUGAUCUUGGACACGGGCAUCAUUAAAGAGCUGGUAGAUAAAGUCUGGCAGAACAAGGACCUCAACACGUAUGGCUUUAUAACAGUCUUUGCAGCCACAGAUGGAGGCGUCACUCGAGUUUUCCCUAAUAGGGCCUCUGAGACCUGGGAGGAAAAUCCAGAGCCGUUUAAUGCUAGUUAUUACCGUCGCAGUCUGGACAACAAGGGCUACAUCUUCAGAGCCCCCUACCGCACCGCCAAUGAUGACAUACUGAAUCCAGAGAACGACACCAUUGGUAUUCUGGUUAGCACUGCAGUGGACAUUACCAUAGGAAUCAGAAACCUCAAACCUGCAGUUGUGGGUGUGAAGCUUGACCUUGAGGCUUGGACUGACAAAUUCAAGAUCCUGGCGAGCAACCACACCAACAGCAACCGACAGAGCUCUCAAACGUGUGGACCAACCAGUGGCUGUGAAAUGGACUGUGAAGCCAACAGUGAUGACUUGCUUUGUUAUCUGAUAGAUGACGGCGGCUUCCUCGUCAUGUCCAAUCAGAAAGACUACUUGAAUAAGAUUGGGAUGUUCUUCGGCGAGGUCGAUGCCACCCUGUUUUACGCCCUCUAUAACAACUCCUUCUACAAACGCAAGCAGUCUUACGACUAUCAGUCGUUGUGUGACCCGGUGCCCAGCAGCAACACAGGGGCCGCCCCGCGAGGAGUGUUUGUGCCUACUAUUGCUGAUGUGUUAAAUGUUGCCUGGUGGACGUCAGCCGCUGCCUGGUCACUGCUGCAGCAGAUGCUGUAUGGAUUUGCCUAUCAGAGUUGGUUCAUGACAGAUGAGGUGGAUGCUGAAGGAAUGGAGUCUAGAGAGACCAGCUGUGUGACGGUACAGACACAGUUUUACUUCAGUAACAUCAGCAGCUCCUACAACAUACUGCAGGACUGUGACAACUGCUCCAGGUUAAUUCAUGCUAGGAGAAUAAACAACACCAACCUGCUGUUUGUGGUGGCUGAAAAACUGUCCUGCGACUCCUGUGAAAUAGAGAAACUGUCUCAGGUGGAAACAGAAUACAAAGAAAUUAAUACAUGCGAGACAAUAACCACAGCCCGGUAUAGAAAAGGAACCACGAGCUGUUUCGACUACAGUGUUUUAGAGAACACAUCAGACUGUGGGCGGGGUCACUCGUUCCGCCCCUCCCUCCUCACUUUACUCCUCCUCCAGCUCCUCCUCCUGUGUGUUCUGGCCCACCUCUCUGUUUAACUCCAUCCUCCUGUCCUCCUCUCCCUCCUUCUCGUCUCCUUAAUUCCGCUUUUCUCCUUUAUCUCCCCGUUGCUCUAGUCAUAGGUAAUAUAAUGGGACUUCCUCCUGCCCUUAUACGGAAGCCCAGUCGUGCUGCUUCAUCCACUUAGCUUCACAGGUUGUUGCUUAGUGACCGUUGCAGAACUUUGUCGUCUCCUGCCAAUCAAGAGCAUUUGUGGAAGGAGCUAAAAGUGUCUUUGCGAAAACAGGAAGCUAGUGAUGUGGAAACCGACGGCCAUCUUGGACCAUUGAAGAAAUGGUUGAAAAUGACAUGGACUGUUCCCUCCUGCCUUUGCGGCUGUAAGGGGGUUGGGUUUUGUUUGACUCCGCCUCUAAAGAGAAAGGUCAUCCUCAUCAUCCUCAUCUUCAUCCUGUAACCCGUGUCGCGAGGCUACGGGACAUUCUAACGCCAUCUAGCUUCCGGUAAUAAGAAAAUAACCGAAUAAGAGCAGAACUUUAAGUGAUUCUCAAAAAAGUAUCAAUAACAACAUGUGAGUAUUAAAAACAUACCUCCAUAUAUUAGGGUAUUUAAUGAGAAAGGGAAGACGAUAGAUGUUAUUUAUUCAAUUAUCUUUUGUUUAUUUAUGCACUAUAUCUACUUCUUGCCAAAACGAGACUUGUUGUGUGGUCUAACUUUUCUAGCCAAAUUAGGAGGUAAGAAAACCACAGAAAAAGAAAGUAGUGAAAUUAAAGAGGUAUCGCACCAUUCCUUCAUCAGUCACAAGGGCUUCAUAUAUUUAUUAUUUCUAUUUAUAUCACAACCCUGAUCCGAUUAGGUUAGGCUUUUUAUUUGUGUUUAUUAUUUGUAUCACAAGGUAAACUAUAUUAAUGCCUCAGUAAUAUAAUAUUUACAGCUAAUAUGUAAUAACAUGUUCAUUUUUAAACGACUAGUUCACCCAAAAAUGACAAUUUUGUUUGAUUUAUUCACCCUCAUGCCGUUCCAAACCUGUUUGCUGUUAUUGUUUCACCAAUGAUAAAUUUUUAAGAGUCAGGAUAGUGACCGUGAUUUCCAGCUCCAAAAAAAAAAGUAUCAUAAAAGCAGUCAGCAUGAAGUUGUCUGAAGUCAAACGAUAGCUUAGUGUUAUAAUCAGACCGAAAGCUAUUGUGUGGCUUCAGAAGACUUGGAAUAUUGCACAUAAAUCAUAUGGACUACUUCUAUUUCUCUUUUUUUUUUGGAGCAUGACAGACAUGGUCACUGUGAACUGUUAUUGAAUGGAAAACAUUUAGGUGAACUGUUCCUUUAAAUAAGAUGAGAUGUGCUAAUGAAGAGAUUUUUGAUGGAUUGAAAUGCAGUUUGAGUGUUUUUUAGCGAUUAUAUCUGUUUGCAGUCUUUGUAAUUCUGUGCUGUACAGUUUUUCACAAUCUCAGAAUGUUAACCGCAUAUUGCAUCUGAUCACUUCACAACACAUGCUGUUUGUUUGCGCCAUCAUUUGCACUGAUGGAUUUGUCAGUGAAUAGUAAUAGCAACCAUGAUCCUAGUCAGUAUGGUCAUUCAUGUAGAAGAGAAAUGUUUUAUUUUUCAUAUGUACGUAAGGCCCAAAACAUACUCAAUGCAAACAUUUCUAGAUAUGUAGGCUGGAUUAAAUGUUAAAUAAUGUGCCGAUGCAAUUGAAGCAUUUGCGUCUGCUUGCAUACUUGUAUAGAGUAUGUGUUUCAGGCCUCAUUAUCUGUCAUGACAUUAUAUCUUAUGUUGAAAUGUUAAUAAUGCUAUGAAACUUAAGCAAAAAUCCUUGUUUUGGGCCCUGCAUCAACCUUAUUUUAGCUGUGCCUUGAUGCACUUUUAUAUUGGACAGCAUUGAUCAUAGAGCUCCACUAACAGUUUAGUGCAGUAAAAGUCUUUUAUGGGCCUUAAAACUCACAGGUUGUGUUUGACAUAGAAUACUAUCAUACUACAUAUAUUCUUCAUGCUAUUUAAAAAAAAAUUAAUGUUCACUAAUGAACAUUUUUAUUAUUUGUCCUGGUCACGAUUGCUUGGAUGACUAACUAUAUUUGUCAAAAUAAGCAUUACAAUAAAUGGAAUACAAUAUUUAGCAUGAUUAGCCGCGGCCUGUUAAGAAAACUGUUAUUUUGCCUUUUUACCAAAUUUUGUUUAAAAAUGUCUGGUCAAAUAAUCAAGUCAAGAGUCAAAUAGUCACAGUUGAUAUUGCUUCCGGUUAUUCAUCAGACUGGAAAUGGCAGGUCAAGUUGAGUGCAUUGCAUUGUGGGAUACUGUAUUCAGUAUUCCAUAUGAUGUAAUGCGCAUUUUGAUAAAUGUAGUUGCUCUUCAAGUAUUCUACACAUCUGGAAAACCUGCAUCCUGUGUACAAUGUGCAUACAGCAGAAAUAGUAUGGUUAGUAUGCUAGUAUGCUAUUCCGGACACAGCUCGUGCCUCCAAACAUCAUCACCUGACUGAUAUAAGGGAAUGCAAAUUUUUUUUUUUUUUUAAUUUAGAGUAUUUUUGAGCCGCAGUGUUUGCCAUAACCUUCAGCUUCAUCCCUGCAAUGUACACAAACUUGACAAGCACCUUUAUUUUGUCAGUAAACGGGGCUAAAUCUGAACCUCACUGACUGAUUCUCAGUUGCACGUUUGGCAUUUUAGUGGCCAUCACCUUCAAUGCUCCUUUAAAGUUCAGUGGCAAGAGGUUUAAGGACGGCCCAUCGGUUUUAGGAUUGUCUUUGUAAGAGCUUUUCAUGCAUUCAAUCCUACUGCUAAGCUGCUACCGAGUUUUAGUAAAGUAGGUGUUGGGGUUGAACUGACAACUCUACAUAACCUCAGUCCAUCUCUGGCUUCACAACGGAGGCAGUUUGGUUAUAGCGUUCCUCACACAAAUAUGGGAAUGGCUUUACUGUUGUAGUUUAUAUAAAGUGAGAGUUUAUUCAAGGUUUGCUGAUGGUUGAGGAAGUGAAUCUGUGUUUGCCGUUAUGUGACAUAACUGUGAAAAUAGAUGAUUUUACGAGAAGUAUUUUGAGAGUAUUGUCAGUUGUUGGUGUGGAAGGAAUGAUCUGAUCUGUGUCAAACGAAUGUUACAUAUCUGUCUCGAGGCAAAAUCUGUUAAAGCCUGUUUUAUUUGCCUGUGCAAUUUUAAAAGACAGCACUUAACAUGUUAAUCAUUCCCUCUCUCUGUCUGUUUUAAGUUAGUUCACCCGAAAUGUAUCAUUUAUUCACCCUCAUGUCAUUCCAAACCUGUAUGGCAUUCAUUCGUCUGUAUGAAAACGAAUGUUUGGAAAGGACAUCUCCAUUUGUUUUAUGAAUGAAAGAAACUCAUAUAUGCCAUAAGGGUGAGUAAAUGAGAAUUCAGUUUGGGUGAUCUAUUAUCUGUCAGGAUGUCAUGAAUUUUAAACACACCUUAUUUGAGAGGUGAAAAUGCAUGUGUGAUGCUAGAGGACAUGAUUCUUACGUCACUUAGUUUGUUUGUCAUCCACCUUCAGAACUAAUUGGUUAAAGAGAAAAUGAGGUAUAUAUGUUAAGCUUGAUUCAGUGGACUGUGCAUAUCACUAAUAUUUGAACUUGAAUGCAAUCCUCAUCCUGACACUGUCACAUGUGACUCCUGUUUAUAACUCACAUCCUGAUUGGAUUUAUGAAUCCAUCUACAGUAUGAAUAUAUAUUUUAGUCCUAGGAAUGGGAAAAACACAAUUUAUGAAAUACAAGUGCAAUGUCAUAUGUGGUACUGUAAACGGGGGGAAAAAAACGUUUUAAAAAGACUGUUUAAGCUUCAGUAUGAUGUGCUAAGUUUAAGGUAUAGUUCACCCAAAAAUAAAAAAUUCAUCAUUUACUCACCCUCAGGUUUUUCCAAACCCGAUUAUAGGCAAAAUAUAAGUGUGUUUCCAUACAAAACCAUAAUAAAAAUAUAGCAACCAGGGGCUUUCGAGCUCCUAAAAGGACAUAAUGCUCCAUAAAAAUAUUAUAGAGGCUGUCCAUAUGUCUUGUGCACUAUAUUACAAAUCACUGAGAAGAAUUUAGGUUAUUC